CCUCUACCCCUCCUUCCCCAAAAAUACAGAACCACGAGCAACCUCCAUUACUAACUCCCACUUCUCUCCACUUCUCCGGUCUCCACGGCGCACUUCUCCGGUCUCUACGGCGCACUUCUCCGGUCACAGGGCGACGUGAUUCACUAUGGAACAUCAUACAUAUGCGCAAGAAAAUUCAAUCAUAAAAAGUAAAUUAGAAAAAACAACCAAAAUAUACCACCCACCAUUGUUGCUGCUAGUAAGCUGUUACUUUCAUCGAUCGGUUCUGCACUCGAGUUCAUUGGAAUUGGAAGAUUCAUUCGAAGAUUCAUCGGAAUUGAAAGAUAAAGAAGGGCGCUCCUGCUAUCCUUUGAAGUUGGUUCAGAAGUUGAAGUUUUAGCUGAGAAGUUCCUGUCCUGGACAAAGUGAACAAGUCAGACAUAGCGAAGGAGAUUCUAGAGGUGUUGGUGACUAGUAGUAGCAGAUAGAUAUUCUUUGUUGAUUAAGGUCUUUAUGCAUGGAGGAUAUAGAAGACUUGUAUAAUGAUGGGAUGUCUAGGGACAAUGAUCCCUUGUGUUAUGAGCAUCCAACUGAGACGGAGCAUGAUAUUUCUCAAAAAGGCACUAAAAGGUAUCGAGGUGAAGUAAAAGGGUUAAAGUCCCCUAAUGUGCCAAAAUUCCUAGAAUGGGAUUCAUUUAAUCGACCAACUGGUCAUUGGUUGAAGGACUAUAGGCAACAAAUUGGGAAGACAGUGCAUACUAAGGUCAGUAUUUUGACAAACAAAUGGGAAGAGGUACCUCAAGGUCUUCAAGACACCCUUUGGGAUUACAUUAAGACUAUGUAUCAUAUUGACAACAAUCCACUGAAGAAAAAGUAUGUAAUGGCACACUUGAGUGACCGGUUUAGGGAUUGGAAAGCUAAGUUGGUAAGUGGACAUAUCACAAAGACAAGAAAAAUCUCGCCUAAUGCCAAACCACCUUACCUUGUAUAUGAAGCCAUCACUGAAGAAAUAUGGCAGCAAUUUGUUGCAGCUAAGACCACCGAUACAUUUAAGGAAAUAAGCGAGAAGGCACGGAAGAGUCAGUCGCACAAUCUGCAUCCUCAUUUUAUGGGGCAAAAAAGCUAUUCACAGAAGGAAACUGAAUGGGAGGUUGAAGGAAGAUACCCUUCAGUCGGAAGUACAGAUUCAACCAUGAGAAAACGACAUCUAAAUUGGAUUUUUGGCCGGCAAAAGAAAAACGAAAAAGGAGAAUAUGUUUUCCCUAAAGAUGAAGCACGCCUGGUUGGUGAAAAAAUAGACAAGGAGGUUCAGGAAGUCGAGCAAGGAAUUUGGACUCCACAUAGGCAAGAUGAUGUCUUAUCCCGUUCCCUUGGAAAGAAAGACCGUCGUGGACGUGUGGUUGCAGUUGGAGGAACAAUCGGCCAUCAAGCAUAUUGGGGGAAACCGGUUCGAAAUAAUGGAGAAUAUGAUCAUUUCUCACAAGCCGAACUAAAAAAGAUUGAAGGCGAUUUUGAGGCUAGAAUAGAGCAAGUGCGAAAGGAAACUAUAGCUAUGAUGGAAAAGAAAAUGGAGGUCGUAGUUGAGGAAAAAUUCAUUAACUUGGUGACAAAAUUAGGUCUAAAAUUGCCGGUUGGGAUGGAGAUUGGAAAGACCACAACCACUACAACCACUACGCGGAGUCGUAGCAACUCACCUUCUGUGGAGCUAGAGCCUAAUUCUGACCCAUUUGCGGAGUUGAAGAGUCCUUUAGCAUGUCGUCUGUGCCAACUUGAUGAUUCCCAACAAUUAGUAGUCGUGGCUAGGGGUGUAGCAUAUCCGUUCAAUGCUGAAGAUGUAGUACACCAUUCUGCAAUGAAGCCUGGUUAUUUGAAAGUUAGUGUGAACUCAUGUGUUCCUAGCUAUGAAACUGCACCUCUACCUGUACCCAACUUAGAGAUGAAGGAUGUUGGGGGAGCCGUAAAAAGUUUCGUCCAAUGGCCUAGAAAAUUGAUUAUAGGGGACAAGGAGUUUGUUCCGCGACGCAAGAUGAGUAGCGACCAACCGUUAGCGAUUAAUGUUGCUGUUAGUAGUGAUAUCGUUGUGGAGCCUGAUUCGUCUAUGAAGUUGAAGGUACAGGACAAGCGGGAUAAGGAAAAAAUUGUUGAUACUCAAAACACUGUUGAGUUCACUAUGGAAAGGACGCCGCUUGUUUCACAUAGUGUAAUGAAGCAUUUGAGUGAGUCAUGCAAACGACUCGCUAAUAUUCUUACUGAUCUGCCCCCUGGUGUGGAAUCCAUAUCUUUUCAAUUAGAUGCUGAGGUAUUCGGAUACAAGGAAAAUUUUUCUAGCUAUAUCUCAAAGGAGGAUGUUGUCCAACUUCUCAGUGGGGCUUGGUUAAAUAUAUCAACCAUACAAAUAUUCAUCAGGGCCUUACACGAAAAAUGCAAGAACUUGAGUGUUGACUCAAUCACAUUCAUGUGUCCGCAAUUGAUUUCAGCAACUACAUUGUUGGCAAGUUCGGAGAACAUAGAUGAAGCAUGUGAAUACAUGGCAAGGGUAAUGAAAGCAGCUUCCGAAAACAAUCAAAAGAUCCUAGCCCCAUAUCAUCAGAAGUAAGAUAAUCUUAACACCUACUCUUGAUAGAUAUAGAUUUGUUGGAGUAUUAUUUUUACAUCAAAAGAAAUAUAUUUGUUGUUGGAGUAAUAUUUUUGACAUCAAAAUAAAUACGAAGUAUAUUCUUUUCAAAUAAACUAAGUUGUCAAAAAUAGAAACUCUAAUAAAAGGCAGAACAAGUGUAAUCACUAAUCAGGCCUCAUGUUUGGCCUAGGCUUCUUAGGUAGUACAUCUCGAGCCAAGCUUUGAUAAAGUUAACACCAAAAGCUCACCACCAUUGAUCUCAGUUUAGUUGAAGCCCUUCCUGCAGCUUGAAAUUUUAUGUACACUUGAGUAAUAUCAUACAUUUGGUAGUUAACUACUGUAAUUACCAAUGAUUGUCCAAAAUAAAUAUUAAAAAAAAGCCGCAAAAUUGCCACAGAAUUGUCAAUUUUAGCUCCCCUGUGGCAAUCUGUUAAAAGUGCUAUUCUAUAUCUGUUUAAUUAGCAUUGCUUGAUAACUGCCUCUUCUGUAGUUCUGUGCUAUUCUCAACACUAUGGUAUAUACAUUGAAUGUUUUGUGAUAUUCUCAACACUAUGGUAUAUACAUUGAAUGAACACCUGGAACUGAAUGUCAGACACCAACACCUCCAGUCACCCGAUUGGUUACAAAGAAAAAUUAAAGAAAGUAAAAACAAGAGAGAAAUUUGGCAGCACUAUCUUGUCAUGCCUAGAAUAAUCUAUGUUUCUCCCUUCCUUUAUAUCACUGAACCAUGUGUUCUACAAAUACCUAGAGCGGCUCAAACACAGUUCGUCUUUCUAGGAGCUCAGAUAAAACACUUCUCAUUUUAUCAACAGAUAUAGGUUUCAAUACGCAACCAUCCAUACCAACCCUGACAUAAUUUUCUCGGGUCAACCUGUCCGCACUCCCAUUGAGUGCUACAAUUAACGCCUUUCAUGACGCUUUGAGAACCCUUUUCUUAUUUGAACAGCAACUUCAAAGCCAUCAAAUCGGCAUAGACAAAUCAAGUAAUACCACCCUGUAUUCUCGGGAGAUAGCUAACAAACAUUCCUCACUAGACGCUACAGCCAAGACAUCACAUCCAACGUGCAUCAGAAGUUUUUUUGUCACUAUUCUGCUAACCCUGCACAUAAGUCCCCGUAGUAUGCUUUAGAAAGUAAAUUAGAGCUAAAACAUUUGCAAAGGGAACUCGCAGAACCAGUAAUAGCCCUAUUCCACUGAUGAAGCCCACUAUAAAUGUAAAGAAAAGGAAAUAUUCACAAUAGAGGUUGGAUUCAGACUAGAAUGAUUCUACUCGCAGAACCAGUACGAGUGGUAAAUAUUAUUUCACACGCUAUUGACAUUCUUAU
Spinacia oleracea (spinach) is the source of this 3921-nucleotide messenger RNA. RefSeq lists its product as uncharacterized. The coding region runs from base 497 to 2575 and encodes 692 amino acids. The transcript is spliced from 11 exons. The record is from RefSeq and is a predicted model, not a curated record. Lineage: Eukaryota; Viridiplantae; Streptophyta; Magnoliopsida; Caryophyllales; Amaranthaceae.